UUUAUUGUACAAGAUGACGAUGCUGACGAUGAAUUGGGUGAUGAUGAUGAUGGUACAAUGGAAGAAAGCACUUCAUCAGGCGAAUUUUCUGAUAGCGAUGAACUGGAGGACGAUGAGCAAGAGGCUGCUGAUGUUUCUGGUGAAAAUGAUUAUAAGAAGGCACAUCGGGCAGAAAGUACUGGAUAUUUGGUUCUUAAGCUUCACUGCUAUUAACGUUUUUCUUGAAAAAAAAAAGCAUAUCAGAUCGUUCAUUUAUUCGAGAGGGCAUAUUUACAAUGAUCCCUGGGAUAGUCACUGUAAAGAUUCGGUGUCAGUUUUGCUGUGUACACGGUUGGCGCAGCUAUACCAGGCCCUUUGA
Messenger RNA from Gongylonema pulchrum, 358 nucleotides. NCBI's taxonomy places the organism in Eukaryota, Metazoa, Nematoda, Chromadorea, Rhabditida, Gongylonematidae. The record is from the annotation of a GenBank genome assembly.